Molecule: messenger RNA, 768 nt
Organism: Fraxinus pennsylvanica
Lineage: Eukaryota; Viridiplantae; Streptophyta; Magnoliopsida; Lamiales; Oleaceae
Source: the annotation of a GenBank genome assembly
AUGGUUGAUGAAUUCAUGGUUUGUGUUGAUAGAAUAAUAGCUUCUGCUGCAUGCUUUGAGGGUUCAUCAUCAUCAGAGAGCGAUAGAGAAACUAGUAUUAAUUUUAAUGCUGCUGAAAAUGUUAAUGCAUUUACUGGAAUGGUUUCUUUGAAAAAAUGUAAUAGCUUUAAAGGAAAUGGUAUUGGUGAAGGAAGUUCAACAAAGGAAAGUGUGAGAGAGUGUAGGAUUUGUCAAGAGGAAGAUGAGGAGAAAGAUAUGGAGGCUCCUUGUGCUUGCAAUGGCACUCUCAAGUUUGCCCAUCGAAAGUGCAUUCAGAGAUGGUGCAACAAAAAGGGCGGUAUAACCUGCGAAAUAUGCAAUCAGGUUUUCUCACCCAAUUAUGCAGUUCCAGCUCCAAGAACCAAUGCUGAUGUUAUGACUAUUGAUAUCAGGCAAGCUUGGGCUCAACACAUUAGUCUUCGGGAUCCUCAUUUCUUGACUUUCACGACAGCUGAUCGUCAGUUUCUGCAAUCAGACUACGAGGACUAUACCAUCGCAAGUGGAACUCUCGCAUGUUUUCGCUCCGUGGUUAUCAUUCUGAUGUUACUCUUGCUGAUAUGCCAAACUUUAAUGGUCACAAGAGACUUUGGGUUGGUGCAGGCAUCAUCAGGUUUCUUCCAUUAUCAGAUAUCUGUUCUUCAGUUGGCCGGAAUUCUUAUCCCUUGCUAUGUGGUGGUCCGUUCGUGGUACAUUAUACAAUGCCGGCGGAGGAGACAGGGAUCAGAAUGA